Messenger RNA from Haemorhous mexicanus (house finch), 4261 nucleotides. It is a transcript of the gene FAM234A, whose product is annotated as family with sequence similarity 234 member A. Gene Ontology annotation, molecular function: protein binding. The transcript is spliced from 13 exons. NCBI's taxonomy places the organism in Eukaryota, Metazoa, Chordata, Aves, Passeriformes, Fringillidae. The record is from RefSeq and is a predicted model, not a curated record. Bases 154 to 1803 code for a protein of 549 amino acids.
GUCUGUAGUGAAAACUGCCUUGGAUAAGAGUUUUCUCCUACAAAUGACAGAUGUCAAAGUGGGACUGCAGAAAAAGGAACAAAUGACCCGAGACUGAAUGUCACAGCAGGUGAAGGAGGAGAAGGGUGUGUGAACACUGAUGAAUGAGCUGUGAUGGAUAACAAGGACUCAGAAGCUGAGAUCCACCCUCUCAAGACUGAGGAUGUAAAAGCUCAGGAGAACCAUGAACACUAUGUGGAGAGGAGGAUUGUCAAGUCCUCGGGGCUGUCCCGGCUGUCCCGGUGGCGCACUGCUGCCUUCUUCAUCUCCCUCUUCCUCUGCCUGAUCAUUGUGUUUGCUUUCUCCUUCAUCAUUCCCUGCCCAGAGAGACCAGUUUCAGAAAGAACGUGGUUCCAGUACUUCAACAGCACAGUGCCCUACCCGUUCCUUGCUAUAGCAGACGUGAGUGAAGACAAAGUACAAGAUGUGCUCUUUGCUUUCAAAUCCAGCAACAGCAGCAGAUUCAACAUGUCCUGUCUGGAUGAAGGGCUGCCGUCUCCCUGUGCCUUCAUCGCUGCAGUGUCUGGCAGGAAUGGCAGCGUGCUCUGGGAGAGCCCAGCUGCAGAGGACAUGCAGUGGCUGCAGUGUGACAUCCAGCAGCUGGGCACGGCAGCCACCCCGGGCUGCCUCGUGGUGGAGAAGCCGCUGUCCCUUACAGCAGUCAGCCUGAACACAGGGGAAGUUCUGUGGAGGCAACCCCGUGACUUUGGAGCUAAUUAUACUGUGCUGACUCCUUUAUCAGUGAUUCCAGAUGUGGAUAAUGAUCGAGUUCAGGACCUGAUAAUCUUUAUUACUAAAGAAGGCCAGGUGAAGAUCUUCAUCUAUUCAGGAAAAACUGGCCAGCAGAUUGGCUCCAUGGGCAGCCUGAGGGUGGAUGGCAUUGCUCGCUACGUCAGGCUGCAGCUGCACUCCUCCUCCUACUUCCUUUUCUACACAGAGAAGUCUGUCUAUGCAUAUUCCCUGGGAGAUCUGUGCAGUACAGUAGUUGGGGUGCAAGUUAAGCUUCCCAGCUUCCAGCUGGAUUCUCAUUUGGAGAAGAACAUUGACCGUGCCACACACCUCUUAUCCCUUCUCAGAUUUGAAGACAUUCGCUACCUGGCAAAAGUUCCUGGGCGCUCACGGGACAACAUCUUGGUUGUGGACUCAGAGACUGCUACACUGAUCAGGACAAAAGAUCUCCACGCUGUGUGGACCCUCAAUGUGUCCCGUGUUUUGAGUGAGCCACUGCUCGGUUACUACAAACCUGAUGGCCGUGGUGUUGUCCUGGAGAGUGAAAUUGGAUCCAACAGGAAGAAGGUUAUGAUUGUUGAGAGUGAAUCUGGAGCAAUCCAGUGGGAGCUGAAGCUGAACUCGGGACCAGGGAGCCCUGGCCCAGCCACUCUUUCCACUGCGGAUCACCGCUCUGCCUUCCUCAUGUGGGGAGACUACCAGGAGCCAGGCAAUGAGACAAGACCCAGAGCUCCUCUCCAGAAGCUGUACCUCUUCCACCCUUCCUACACUAAUGUUGUGUUGGAGCUCCGCAACAGCACUGACCAAAUCAUUGCGUUCACUGCGGCGCUGUUCGAGCGGAGCCGUCACGCCUGCUACGUGCUGCUGCGGGGCCCCCAGCCCGGGGAGGGGCCAGGCCCUGUGUCCCUGAUGAAGAGGAAGCUGAAGGAGGAUGUGGCAGUGAGCAGGGUGGUCUGGCUGCGCCGCACGCCCGGGGACGAGGAGCAGCACAUCCGGGACCGCCUCUACAGGAUGCGAUUCCAGAGCCAAGACUGAGCUGAGCGGGGAACAGGAGAGGCUGCCCUGCUCUGCAGCCGUGCUCUCAACAAGCCCAGAGCCUGGAGUCCCCUGGGAAGCUGCCUUUCUUGAUCCACAAACCAAAGUGUGGCUGGCAGGGAAGCACCCCCAGUGUCUAGGGACGCCCAGGCUGUGGGGGCAGCUGCCAGAGUGUCCGUCCUCAGAGCUGAUGGAACUUCAGUGCUUGGCCACCACUGAAGUGUCAUCAGCUCAGGGAGGAGGGCUUUCCCCUCCAUCCCUCUGUGUCCACAGAACUGUGCUGACUCAGGAGUGUGUCUGGAGGAAAACGUGCUUGCUGAGGUGCCAGAAUUGCUGAUUUCUGGGAUGCCUGAGAAGUGGAGUUGAAUGUCUGGGAAGUGGAGUUUGCUGUGUGGUGUUAGAUUUCCUUUCUGAGUCAGCUCUCCUGGCUGGGGAGAGGUGCUUGGCUGCAAGUUGAUUUGCAAUUACCCUCUCCUGGAUUUGGACCAUGCUUCAGUAGUUUCUGGGGGGAUGUGUGGUGACCCCAGCCAUGGCUGUGGUGUGUCUGGUGUCACUUGGGCCGGCAAAGCACAGGUUAAAGUGUCAUUCUACUUAGCAAAUGGCCUUUUCUUCCAAGAACAGCCCCGUGUGUCCUACUCUGCAGUCACCAGCCUGCCUGUGUCUGUGUCCUCUGCUGCUUCCUUCCCAGCCAGGCUGUGCAGUGUUGGUGGCACUGAGAGUGAGCUGGUCUCCCACCUGAUGGAUGCAUCAAUGUUCCUCCCUUCCCUCAGCCUGCUUAUCGGUGGUGGGAGAUCCACCCUGAGCCCAGCCUGGCUGGUCCCUGGAGGUACCACCACCACCUCUCCAGGUUUAAGGAAUCAGAGGAUCUGGCUUGAGUAGAAUUGGACUUUAACCUUUUCUGGGAGCUGGGAUUGCUGCUCUGGGAAGCCCUGUAUCCAAGUGGCAGUGCCAGCACCCUGCUCAUUCAGCCUUGCAGCUGCUGAGGAGCCUUCUCCAAGCACUGUCCCUGCUGCCAGGAGGUGGGCAGGAACUCUGUGCUGCCUCCCUGCCCUUGGAAUUGAAGUGAUGCUGGGUGAGGAUCCCCAAGCACUCUCCUCUUUGCCCAGCCUGGUAUCCUGAGGGAAUGGGACAGGUUGCUGUGUGAAGAUGACAUGUUUCUCCUGGAGAUCCGUGUAGCACCGUGAGGUGGUUGCUCUGCCCUGUCCUGAUGGGUUCCAGUGCAGGCUGGAACAAGGUGCAGAGCCUUGAAAACAGUUUGAACCAGCUACUCAGUCCUGAAAAUAAAAACAGGCCUAAAAAUAGCCUCUCUCAGGCUCUGCAGUGCUGGAGGGGGUUUGGCCAGUGCCUCCCUCCCUUGCUUAGUCUGACACUGGGGGAUGUGUAGAAACACUGUAGGACGGGAAUGUGCAGCAUCAGGCAUCAGCUCUUCCCUUCAGCCACUGCUGGGCCCGAAUGUGCCACUGGGCAGCUGCUGUCCCCAGCUCACAGCACAGCCCCAGCCCUCCCAGGCUGACAGCCCAGGGAGCUGGGCUGCCUGGACCUCCUGCUUCCAGCCCUGUGUUCCUCUGCCCCGUAUCCUGGGCAGUCAAGGGAGCCAGCCCUGGGGUGUCUGGCUGUGCAGGAAGCCCAGGAUGCCCUCUGCAGAGUGCUCCACCGCCUUCAAAGCACCCUGGGCUCAAAAUGAUGGGGUUGCCCCUCUGCCUCUCUUCCCAGCUGUUUCUUGAGGGAGCCAGGAGUGCAGGGACGUUCCUCAGCUGUGUCCCCCAGCUUGGGUUUCCUCUUUGCUCAGCGCCUUAGGCCUGACAGCCCCCCAGGUCUCUGUGCCAGUGUUGCAGCCAUAAGAGGGCUGGAUUGAGGCUGCCCUUCAGCCAGCUGGGGCAGGGCACAGGACAGGGCACCCCCAGGCUUGCACUGUAGCCCAGCCUAAGUGCUGGGUGUGGAUUGUUUCCUGCUGAGAUUCCCCUGGCCAGGAGCAAGGGGGAAUGCCUGGGCUGUGUUCUCAUUACUCUCUCCCUCCUCAGAUCCCUACCCAGACCUAACCUUCCCAUAGGCACAUUGAAUGUUCCUUGAGGAGAGCUGGAUUUUCAGCUUUGAGGAGCUUUCCUGGCUUUAAGUUGUCCAGUAAUGUUUCUGGACAGUUUGGAAAUGCAGAUUUUGCUGUGGCAGCUCAAUUAAACAGAUCAGUGCCAAACCAGCACCUUCUUAACAAAACCAGUCUGUUUCCAGCUUGUUUCCUGUGUAAUUUUUUUUUUUUUUUGCAGUAUUUGUUGAAUGACUUUGUGCCUUGAUUCAAUAACUCAGCUGGGUGGCAGUGGCUAUAUCACUGUGUUAUGUGUUAGUGUGGUUUUUAACACUGAGACUGUUUGGUUUGGUUCUUUAAUUUAUUGCAAAUUGUGCCGUACAGGACUUGCUCUAACCAGAAUGGUUUCAAUAAAUCCUCUUUUGCAUUGUUUGUAAA